AUGUCGCUUGCGGCCCGAAGCGCGCUUUACUUCAACUACACCAUCUGCGCCAGACUCAGGUUGUCCCCCGCGCCCAGCUGUGCCAAAGAAGUGGACUUUCUUCUCCAGAACUUCCGCAGCAUUGCGCCGGUGGACUAUUUCCACGUCCAACAGUCCAGCCACUCGCUGAGCAACCCGUUCAGGCAGAUCGUGACCGUGGUGUUCAAUGCGUCGGAGCAGCCGUCGCAGAUCGACCCGUUUGCACCGGCCGACGACGCCUUGGACGCCACUCCGGCACAGUUGGAACAGCGCCUGAACGAGCUCCUGGCGUACAUCCGCCGGAUCUGCGGCAUUCCCAGGUACAGCUACAUCGAAAACGACGAGCUAUAUCUGGAGGGCCGGUUCAUGGUGCCGUUCCAGCACAAGCUUCUCGCGGAGGGCCAGCACCUCCAGGGCGAGUACGAGAUCAGCCCGUCCACAAGCGAGUCUCCGUUCUUCCUCUUGUCGGGGAACCACGCGGCCAUGGACGUCCUCCCGCAUGUCCGCCACAACUUCCAGAGGCUACACAAAAUCGAGCCGCUCCUGGUCGACAGCGGGCGCUCGGCGUUGGCACGCCUAACCGGCGUCGCGCCGGACACCCAGGUCCAGGUCAACAUGAACCAAGUCAUCAGCACGGGUGCGUUGAUGGACCUUGACGAGGAGCUCCCGUGGUUGGCCGAGAAGCACAACGCGAACGGCAAGUUCAGAGGCUUCUGGUGA
This is a messenger RNA of Metschnikowia bicuspidata var. bicuspidata NRRL YB-4993, 738 nucleotides long. RefSeq lists its product as uncharacterized. Lineage: Eukaryota; Fungi; Ascomycota; Pichiomycetes; Serinales; Metschnikowiaceae. The record is from RefSeq and is a predicted model, not a curated record. The transcript has a single exon. Bases 1 to 738 code for a protein of 245 amino acids.